Molecule: messenger RNA, 3318 nt
Organism: Rhododendron vialii
Lineage: Eukaryota; Viridiplantae; Streptophyta; Magnoliopsida; Ericales; Ericaceae
Exons: 6
Coding region: 784-3003 (739 amino acids)
Source: RefSeq, a predicted model, not a curated record
UCGGAGGAUCCUACAGGACGGGCUGCCCUACAGGGUUGUAGUGCGGCCGAUUGGCCAACUCGGAUUUUAAAAUCCGAGCCGUCUUCCAAAUCCUAGACAAUGUAGUAGCAAUUUUUCUCUUUCUUUGGUUUUCUAGGAGACUAGUGAUAUUCAUGUUUUGAAAAGUGAUUUUCAGAAGUUAAUUACAAAUUUAUAAGUAUUACUUAAUUCUCCUAUUUCUGUAAAUAUGUUUUUUAUUUUUUAUUUUCCAUUUUUGAGCUCAAGCUGAGCCGGCCCGAUCCAAACCCGUUAUAUUUUGCCCCGGAGUCCAACCACUCGAGGCGGGAAAUUGACUCGCUGGUGGCAGUGACGCUUGGGCGGGACUCAAGUACAACCUGGUUCACUUACGCUCGCGUUAUUACCUCGCCACGUCAUGCUUUCGAUGCCUGGCCCCACAGUCCCAAUACCGUCUCUGUCCUCGUAAUUUUAACCGAAAUGCCGGAAGUGCCACUCGAAUCACGAUGGGCUCGCGCUGUCAUUGGUUCAUUGAGAAACAGGGCAUCAGUAUCGUCUGGACCUGAUACCGACACGCCAUCUAAAGAGCCCAUGCUCGAAGGGGACCACUCGUGCCAGCGUGGCCGCUCCCGCGGAGCCACGUGGGACCCACACCGAACCCUUUAAAGCUCUCGCACAGCCCUAAAUGCGCCAAACGCCACCAACGCAACUCUCUCUCUCUCUCUCUCUCUCUCUCUCUCUCUCUCUCAUCACCACUCCGAUUCGAAGCAGUACAGAACUGACAGAGUAAUGGAAGGUGAUAAAUCGAACGACAAUGAGAAUCCUCCUGCCUCUUCUUCUAUUGUACAAGAGAAAGAUGAAUUUUCCUUUAUCAAUAUGAAUAAUGAUGCUUCUGAUAGCACUGGUAUAUUUCACAAUGGUAGCCCCGCUAGAGUUGAUCCUCUGUCCUUUCCUUACAUGCCAUCUCCAAUUCCUCCUUUACCUUGGAAAGCCAUGCAUGGAACAUAUCAACCUUACACGCACAGCAUUCCUGAGACCCGUGGCAGUAUGAUGAUUGAUCUCAACCAGCUCUUUAACCAGCAAAAUACCCUGGUUACCCCAUAUAGACAAGAUGUACCUUUUACUGAAGGGAAUGUCAAGCAAGUAUCACACACUCAUAAUAAAAGUGGUGUUGCUGAUGCCUCUAUGAUCGAUUCACCUUUUUCUAAUUGCUUCAAGAUCUCUGAGAUCAACAGAAAUUAUUCGUUGAUCCUGGGUAAUGCUGACGGAGGUAAUGAAAUGACCGGGCAGGGUGUAGAGGCAGAUGGUAGCUAUGGUAGUGGACCGCCACUAAAGAAUUUUGUUGGUGUAGGUGGUAGUGAAACAUUCAAUUCCCAAAAUUGUGAAGUACUUAAUGUUGAUAACCGUGACCAUGCUUCUCAAUUCGGUUGUCCAAAAAACACUUAUGGAAGUUUUCUUUCUCUUGGAAUCGGAGAUCAAACAGAUGCCAGAUUUAAAUCUGAUCUCAGCCGGGGAGAAAUCCCUGGUGAACUGGAGGGUGCUGUUUUUCCCCAGUUAAAUGCUUCCCAUGUUCGACAAGCUACUGGAAGCUCUUUGAGUCCAAGUCAGAACUUGUUCAGUGCAUUUCCAAGCUUCCAAAAUAAUGUUGGUGGAUUCACAGGUUGGGGAAAUGAUGCGGGAGGAUGGGUCUCAACCAACACUAAUGGUGGAGCAAUAAGUGGUACUAAUACCGGUCUCGAAUCAAGGCCAUUCCCUUUUUCACAAAAUCCACAAGCUGAUCUACAACAUGGUUUUCCUAAAUCCAGUGGCAGGAACCUAGGUUUUGAAGAUAACAGAGUUUCUAGAUAUGUACAUUCAGAUCCUUAUAAAGCGUUUGUAGGUGGGGUUACCACACCUUCGGUACCAAUUAGCUGCAGCUCAGCUAGGUUAUUUCAAUCUGGACAAAUUGGGGCUUCUGGGUUCGCAACAGAAUCAGUAAAUGUUACUGGGGCCACCACUCAGCCAACUUCAGAUCAACUACAGAGACGGUUUAUCAAAACAGUGCAAACUCUCUCACCGGAGUCUUCUAUGGUUUCUUCUUUAGGUGGGGUCAAAGGAAGCUCUAUGCGGCAAGAACAUUCAGGACAGCUAUUUUCUCCUACCGGUGGUAAUGCCCCUGUUGCUGCUGGGGGUGGUUUGAUUCCCAAGAGGAUGGGAUUUCAUGAUAAUAAGGAUAGUGCUGCUCAAGCAGCUGGAAGUGGCCUUUUCCCCAAGAGGCUAGGGAUUCAAGUUAAUGAGAUCAGUGCUGCUCAAGCUGCUGGACAUGGUCCGUUUCCCAAAGGCUUUCAAGAACGUAUGCCCCUUCAGUUCUCCAAAGAUCUUCUUGGACCAACAUCUACAGCAGGUCCAGUAAUUCCAACUGCAAAAAGUUAUGGGCGCUCCCGGGCUUCUAAUGCUCUUGCUGGACCACAUAGAAGGGGUACAAUUCGACCCCCUCCAGCUUCUCCCCAAGUUCAGUGUAAGAAGAUAGCACUUCAACCUCCCAUUCUUCCAAUUUUGCCAUCCAAAUCUCAGCGCAAGAAGAUAGCAUUUCAACCUCCCAUUCCUCCAAUUUUGCCAUCCACAGCUCAGCACAAGAAGAUAGCACUUCAACCUCCCAUUCUUCCAAUUUUGCCAUCUACAGCUCAGCGCAAGAAGAUAGCACUUCCACCUCCCAUUCUUCCAUCUUCGCCAUCGCCACCACAGACUGCUCCUGCUGCUGCUCUUCCUAUUCCUAAUCCUGCUCAUGUUCAUCGUAUAGAAUGGCAGGAUUCCGAGGGACUUCCUCAACCAAGUGGACACAAAUGUUUGUUGUGCAAGAGGGAUCUUUCAUUCACAGCAGAAGGUCAAGUAUACCAGCCAGCUAUUCCACCGGCUGUCGCGGUUCUUCCAUGUGCCCACACCUUUCACGACCAUUGCUUGCAACUUAUCACUCCAGAAAACCAGUCUAAAGAUCCUCCAUGCAUUCCUUGCGCCAUUGGCGAGACUUAAGUUCUGACUAUUUUUUUUUCCCGUAAUUUCCUAGAGAGCGGCCUCUACCAUUCUGAGGCAUUUUUGAAAAGAAGAGAGGAAGGUGACAUUAUGGAAGGGAGAAAUUUCUCAGUGGGGAAUUGCGGAGAGCAGGUAAAAGUCUAAAAAAAAUGUACAUGCGGAAAAUGAGAAUGACAGAGAUGGUCCGAAAGAUAGAUAGUAGCUAAGGCUCUGAAUGUGCAUAUAAUUGUCAUCACUCUAUUCGUUCAUAAACUAACUUUAGCCACAUUGGAAGCUUAUAAGCCCAUAUAUGAUUCAGAAAUUGGCUUUGAAUUA